Molecule: messenger RNA, 567 nt
Organism: Brienomyrus brachyistius
Lineage: Eukaryota; Metazoa; Chordata; Actinopteri; Osteoglossiformes; Mormyridae
Product: transmembrane inner ear expressed protein-like
Exons: 4
Coding region: 54-488 (144 amino acids)
Source: RefSeq, a predicted model, not a curated record
UGGUGAGGCAGCGGCUCCCUUGUUCACCUCCUACGUUUCUACAUUCACUGGCAAUGCUACUAUCACUCUACACAUCCACUGUGGCCGCUCAAGUUCUGGAUCCUGAGUUUUUUACAACACGGCCAACAAAGAAGAGGACAGAGCCUGUUACAUCAGAAACUGUUGUGUUUUGGGGUCUGCGCUUGUGGCAAGUCAUUGGUGUCUUUUCAAUAUUCGUACUUUCAAUCAUAAUAACACUGUGCUGCAUCUUCAAGUGUCGAAUACCGAGGACCAAAAAGGAGAUUGAGGCCCGGCAGGCCAAGCGGCAGGCAGCAAAAAAGUAUGCCAACACUCUAGAAUCCGUGCCACCUCUCAGCGAAGUCACUGAGACUCCAGGGGGUACAGUGGACAGUAUCCCACUGCAGACAGUCUCUGGAGAUGUGCAGGCCCGCAGCGGCAACCAGCUCCCUGUAGUUAGGGAGGAAGAAGAAGCGAUUCCCACCAGCUAAGCGGAAGCACAAAGCCCUGUUCUCUGUUGCCCUCUGUAGUAGCCCUGAUGGGAGUCUUUUAAGAAGGGCUGUCUUUACA